AUGGUUUUAUGGUUAUGUUUAACAGAAGGCAGUAAAUCGUUUAAAAGGCACGUUUCUAAUUCAAUUCUUCCGAUUACUGGCGAUCCUAGUUAUAACAUUUCGUCAUGGGUUCGCCAAUUACACUUGCAGCAAUGCGCGAUUGUUGAAGUUGGAGAAAAGUACUGUGGGGUGUACGUAGAAUUUCGAACUGUAUCUCUGCUAAUGGGAACUGACGUGCAAGAGUACUUUCUGGGAUUAUGCGAUGCAGAAACACUGCGAAAAUGGAAUUUUUGUUCAGCAGAUUUAGCAAAAGAACGCCCGUAUGAGUGUACAUUCGAUAUAGACAUAGAAAAGUCGGAUAAUCCCUCCAGAGUUCACCGACGCUUGUGUGAUAUAACGGGUUUGGCAUUUCACGGCGAAUUAUGCAAUUGCAGUCGAGAAUUCGGAGGAGAAAAACUCCACCGUGUCACAGGUUUCCCCACGUGCUUUCUCCCACCACUACCAGAAACGUUAUGUGAGCCCAGAAACGUUUGCGGAGUGGCAUCGUGCAAUGCUAGCACUGUAAAUCACCAAAUUCACACAGUAAGCUGUAAUCCUAAGUGUAUGGGGGGUCAACCGUUCUGUGAAUUUCCCGGAACCACUACUGCUCAGGCCCCUAAGAUUGAAUCAUUCUGGUCGGACUGGAGUGAAGAUUAUUUUGACGAUGAGACAGCAUCGAAUUCUAAAGAUUUUAGAUACACACAAGCCAUCUGCAUUAACAAAAACAGUGGACUGGGUGCAAUUGACUGUUUGGGUCCCGGAAGCAAUUGCUGUCCUCCCGGCACGGAAGAAUGCAAAUGUUUCAUCUAUAUAGAAGACGGAAUACUUAAAUUGUCCAGAAGACACAAAUCAAAACAGUUAAAUUCGAGGGAGACAGAAUGGGAGUACUACAAGAAUAUAAUGAAACAGAGACAAAAUACCUACAGCCGAAACAUAGGGUUGAAAAGGACGAGACUGCUGAUAGGUAGAGAUUACGAUCUAAGAAAACGCGAAGAAGAGGAAUAUGAUGAGGGAGACAAUGAUGAAGAAGAUACUGAUGCCGAAGAUGUUGUACUUGAGGAAAGCACUGACGACAUUGAAGAUCGGGUCGCUACAGAGACAUAUGACAAAGACGAAAAUAAAGAUGGAAUAGUAGACAUACUACAGGAAAAGAAUGCAUUUGAAGAUGCUUCAAGUUCCGCAAGGAACCAAAACAUCAGUUCAAGUUGCACUCGGAGCAAGAUUGACAGCGACAGGCAAGAUGAGAAUGUUACGAGCGUAGGAGAAAUGUAUAGAGUAUUCGUAUUUCCUCCCCUUUAUCUGUACUGCAUCACCGCCCUAAACACAAAUCACGAAUGUCGACAACACAUUUCUGUGGGGUUUCUCAAUUGUUACCAUUACUUUAGAUACAGAACAUAG
Messenger RNA from Photinus pyralis (common eastern firefly), 1416 nucleotides. RefSeq lists its product as uncharacterized. Bases 1 to 1416 code for a protein of 471 amino acids. The transcript has 8 exons. The record is from RefSeq and is a predicted model, not a curated record. NCBI's taxonomy places the organism in Eukaryota, Metazoa, Arthropoda, Insecta, Coleoptera, Lampyridae.